Messenger RNA from Exophiala bonariae, 1065 nucleotides. RefSeq lists its product as uncharacterized. The record is from RefSeq and is a predicted model, not a curated record. Bases 1 to 1065 code for a protein of 354 amino acids. NCBI's taxonomy places the organism in Eukaryota, Fungi, Ascomycota, Eurotiomycetes, Chaetothyriales, Herpotrichiellaceae. The transcript is spliced from 8 exons.
AUGGCUCAACAUAUCCUUCUCACUGGCGGUGGUGGCUAUAUUGGAGGCACGAUCCUGGACCAGAUCUUAUCACUCACGAACAGUCCAAUCAAACCCAAGAAUCUCACGGUCACUCUUCGCUCAGAGCAACAAAUUAAAGCUCUGUCCGACAUGAGUGUUCACGCCAUUGCACUCGACCUGAAUGAUGAGGAAGCUGUGAAGGAAGCCGUGCUGAGCAACAACGUCGAUAUAAUCGUGCACAUCGCGAGCGCCUUGGAACCAGCAAUUGCAUCUCACUUGAUCAAAGCUCUGGGUGAACGGCGCAAAGUCAGCAAUGGAGAGGCUUAUUUCAUUCAUUCCUCGGUUACAGCUGCCUUCUCUAAGGAGAAUGGUUGGCCAUUUGGAGAGGUGAAAGACACAGAUACUCUGUACGAUAUGGAGAAACAACUUCCAGCUGGUCACCCAGUUCGAGAUGCAGAUAUCCUUGUGACCGACGUGGCCAGGGCAGAAGGUGUCAUCAGUCUCAUCGUUGUUGUGCCUGUCGUCUACGGGAUGGGAAGUGGAGAAUUCAGGAGGACCUCCUCAAGUAUUCCAUCGUUUCUUCGCACUUCGAUAGCCGACCAGGUCGUCCACAGAUUCGAUAAGGAUGCUCACCCUGCUAUGACACACGUGUCAGAUAUGGCAGCACUGUACAUUCUUCUCCUUGAGAAGAUACUGAACAAGGCGCCGCUUCCCAUGGGGGAAAAGGGGUAUUAUUUCGCUAUGGCCCAUAAAGUUUCCUGGUGGGAUGUGAUGCAGAAGCUUGCCGAUGCCCUGUAUAGGCGUGGGCUUGUGAACGAAGCGAAGGUGGAGAUCUGGCCAAGCGACGAAAUGGCGGCACAGCAUCUUGGAUGGCCACGACAAUUCGUACGCGCCAUGGGCACGUCAAGUGGAGACAUCAUUCCCGUGAAUGCCUUCAAAAUUGGUUGGCAGCCGAAAUGGACUGCGGAAAGAUUUCUCGGGAGCAUGGAUGUGGAGGUUCAAGCUGUGCUGGAACAAGGAGACAAAUUCCAGUCAACCUUGUACGACUCCAUUUUGAACGCCUGA